AUGAAGACCAGGUCCAAGAGAGCGGCCAAGGCUGCUGUGCCGCUGCCAACUUCACCUCCACAACCCACAGUCAGAAGAAACCCACCCAGAGCAACUGCUCGGCGAACCAAAGAGGCCGUCACCAGAGCCCGAAAUCCUGAUUUUGGCUCUGAUUUUGGCUCUGAUUCUGAUUCUGAUGCUGAUUCUGAUUCCGGUUCUGAAUCCAGCUCUGGACCCAACUCUCUUCUGAGCUCUCCCACAAACUCUCCUUCACGCAUUCUUCUACCCGCUUCCUCAUCGUCGUCAUCUGACCAUUACAUUGUUCCUUCAUCCGCGUCAGGCUCAGCAACCGCAACGACCGUUGCUCCUCAGCUUACGCCUUCACUGCCGAGUCUCAACUCUUCUUCUGCACCCCCAGGUCUGCAGGUUCCAAAAGGCUUGACGACUAUCCCACGCAAAGGCUCCAUCAUCUGGGACCCAAAGCCACGGCGAGGAGCUCCUCGAAAUAUCGGUCCCAGCAGCUUGUUUUCUACCCCUAAGAGGGACUUAACUGACGAGGAGGACUACGAGAAGACUCCCAGCUCACCACCUAAAUCAGCCGCUGAGCUGCAGGCAGAAAAAAUGGCCGAGCGCGAGAUUGAGCAGACAGAGAUCGAGAUGUGGCUAGAGGCCACUACUGCCUUGGCCAGGGACGCAAAAAAUGUCAUCAGCCUGCUGCAGGAGACAAGCACGCGACUUGCAUACAAGCCGGUGCUCCAGAUGAAAAUCAAAGCGUUUGAGAUGUCACGAAGCAUUUUCACGGGCCCUCAGCCCCCUUCCUUUCGUGCUGGCUCUCCCCCGGAAAACCGAAUCCCCUUUCUCAACUGGGACUGGGUGAACAAGAUAGAAGACCAAGAAACGUUAGAGGUUGCCAAGAAAGCGGUCCCGCUCGCCGUCAAGAUGGCCAACAUUGCCACUGCUCUCCUCCAUAUCAGAGCCAUUCAAAAAGAAGCCUACGACCCCGUUCCUUUUCUCGAGGCCACAGACAGCCGCUUUCCGCAAUCUUUUGCUGCUGACGAGAGCAAGCACUUUCUUACUCUGUCUUUGGAGAUUCGCACUCAGCGUGCCAUUGAAAGCAUUGCCAUAUCGCCCCAAGCGACGGACCUUCGCGGGAUGCUGGGCUACGCCUUUUGCGAAUUGAAUGCCCCAAAUGCGCCGAGUAACUACAAUGCUCUCUUUGCUUACGGCCCAUAUAAACCCAUGGCUGGCCUUGCUGAGGAGCAGCUGCUGGACGUGUGCUCGGAAAGGGUCAAGGAUAUAUGGCAACUAAUGUCCGAAGGCGGCAAGAGAGGGAUUAGAACUCCCGUUGACCUGCCUAGCGUCCGGGCCAAGUAUCCUCUUCCUCAUACGCUCGAGCUUCUCAAGAAAUGGCUUUUCAACAGAUAUUCAUCAGUCUCACAGUUAAUGGAAAAGACGGAACAAGAGCAUCUUGCCCAAGAGAGGCAAAUGUUCUUAGAGCAGUGGCGUACUGAGGAGGAGUCCCGCAUUCGUGAAGAGCAUCAAGCUCGCGAUGAAGAACGACGUCUCAGAGAAGAGGAACGGCGGGUCAGGCAGGAAGCGAACCUUCGGGCUAGACAGGAAGCCUUAGCUAAGGAGCGGCAGGCCUGGGAGAGGGAGAAACUCCUCAUGUCACGGCAGUCUGACGAAAGAAGGCCUCGAGAAAGAAGAACCGGUGAGGGAGUUGGAGGCAGACAGUCGCCGCCGCCGCCGCCCGAUGAAGAUGGUCUGUUCCUCCCUGACUCUCCUAAUGCUUCUCCCAGAAGCCUGGCUAGUUCCCAAGGAGAGUCACAGCGGUCGCAGGUUCAACGAGGUGAAGAUGACCUGUCCAGAGGGGACUCCUUAUUUCAUCCUGAUGAGGCGGUCGGCCUACUCCUUAAUGUAUCUCUUGGGGGAUCAUCCUCGGGCCAUGCACGGCGAAAGCUGCCUGCUUCGAAACCGUCACGCGCGCAGCCUCUUCGAGGCAGCCGCCGUCAGAACACCGAUGGCGACUACGGAGAAGAAGAAGGUGAAGAGGAUCAAACUAGAGACGAGUUUGAUUAUGAUGAUGAUGAUUUUGAGACGGACCGGCGGGCCCCCAAAAGAAGCAAAAUCACCCACACCCAAUCUUCUUCUAAGCCCGGACCAUCUCAGCGUCGAAGGGAGUUCAAAGAAGCUGUCGCUACUGCCGUCGCUCUUGGAGCUGCUGAACCUCCACCACCUGUGCUUGACUUUGCCGAGAUCGAGCGGCUAAAGGUCCAGGCCCGCGUCAACGCAAAGCUAAACAACCCUCGUCUCCUUAAACGGCGCCAAAACUGGAGCGAGCGUGAUUCCAACACCUUGAUUGGACUCGUUGCCAGCCGCGCUGCGGGUUGGGCCGACAUGGAAAGGGAAGACAGCCAGAAAUUCGAGCUGCCGCGCAACGCCCAGGCCUACCGCGACAGGGCUCGCAAUAUGAAGGUUGAUUUUCUCAUCUCGGAUGCGGUGCUCCCACGAGGGUUCGAUUUAGUCACUUUUAGUAAGAAGGAAAUCGACCGCGUGCAGAAGCUGGGCAAGAAUCCUGCCAGAAUGGAAGCCGAUGUCGAUAGGAACGGCAGACCGAUCAACACGCAAUAUGUGCCCCCAGUGGCAGAGGACGAAGAGGACGAAGAAGACGAGGAGAACGAAGAGAAUGAAGAGGAUUAG
Messenger RNA from Trichoderma atroviride IMI 206040, 2679 nucleotides. RefSeq lists its product as uncharacterized. The record is from RefSeq and is a predicted model, not a curated record. NCBI's taxonomy places the organism in Eukaryota, Fungi, Ascomycota, Sordariomycetes, Hypocreales, Hypocreaceae.